GUUGAACUCGUGCCAUUGUAGUGACUCAUCUCGGGCAGAGCGCAGGGGCUCCGAGCGAAGCGACGGGCAAGUGAACGGCGCUCGGCGGGCAGGGGAGAGAGGCAGAGAGGCGCGGCCGGGCGAGGCAGCCCGUCCCGGAGCGGGCGCCGAGGAAGGGGUGCAGUCGGGGGCCGCAGCGGCGGUACGGGCAGCGGGGCCGAGUCCUUCUCAGCGCCGGCUCGGCUGGAACCGCGCGGGCCGGGCACGGGGUACCUUCUCCCCGCAAGUGUCCGAGCCGCUCCGAAACUCCGGCGGCGAGUCGGCCACAGGAAGUUUAUUCUCAGCUCCUUUUCUACAAGGAGGAAAUAGAAGUUUCUCCCGGCGGGCAGCUUUUCUUUUCGUCUUUUUUUGGUUUGUUUGUUUUGUUUUUUUCUUUGCCUUGUCUGAAAUCGGGGGGCCCCCGUACCUGGCAGGCGUGAUCCGCCGGGCUCUUAUUCUUUCUUUCUUUUUUUUUUUUAAUUUUCAGUUUUUGAUCGGGCCGGCUGUCCCGGCUGGGCUCCGGCUGCGCGCGGGAGCGGGAGGGCGCGCGCAGGGGAGGGACCGAGGGACGCGCGGACUUUUAGAGGGAGGGACUGGGGGGCCCGCCGGUCCCGCGGCGCUCGGAGAGCAGGAAAGCAGCGCAGCGCGAGGCGCUCGGGAGGCACGGUUCCUGGGCUGUCGCCGCCUCCCGUCCGCACCCGCCACCGUCGGGGAGCAGCCCGGGAGCGAAGACCAGAGCCCGAGGCGCGGCCGGCAGGGAGCGAGCCCGCAGCAGCCGGUGCGCGGCCGCGGCGAGGGCGGGGGAAGAAAAACACCCUGUUUCCUCUCCGGCCCCCACCGCGGAUCAUGUACCAGGAUUAUCCCGGGAACUUUGACACCUCGUCCCGGGGCAGCAGCGGCUCUCCUGCGCACGCCGAGUCCUACACCAGCGGCGGCGGCCAGCAGAAAUUCCGGGUAGAUAUGCCUGGCUCAGGCAGUGCCUUCAUCCCCACCAUCAACGCCAUCACGACCAGCCAGGACCUUCAGUGGAUGGUGCAGCCCACGGUGAUCACCUCCAUGUCCAACCCGUACCCUCGCUCGCACCCCUACAGCCCCCUGCCGGGCCUGGCCUCUGUCCCUGGGCACAUGGCACUCCCGAGACCCGGUGUGAUCAAGACCAUUGGCACCACUGUGGGCCGCAGGAGGAGAGAUGAGCAGCUGUCGCCUGAAGAGGAGGAGAAACGCCGAAUCCGGAGGGAAAGGAACAAGCUGGCCGCGGCCAAGUGCCGAAACCGCCGCAGGGAGCUGACGGAGAAGCUGCAGGCGGAGACAGAGGAGCUGGAGGAGGAGAAGUCAGGCCUGCAGAAAGAGAUAGCCGAGCUGCAGAAGGAGAAGGAAAAGCUGGAGUUCAUGCUGGUGGCCCACGGGCCUGUGUGCAAGAUCAGCCCCGAGGAGCGCCGAUCGCCUCCCGCCUCCGGGCUGCCGUCCCUGCGCAGUGGGGGCGGGGGAGUGGGCGCCGUGGUGGUGAAGCAGGAGCCCCUGGAAGAGGACAGCCCCUCCUCCUCAUCGGCCGGGCUAGACAAGGCCCAGCGCUCUGUCAUCAAGCCCAUCAGCAUUGCUGGGGGCUUCUACGGGGAGGAGCCCCUGCACACACCUAUCGUGGUGACCUCCACGCCAGCCAUCACUCCAGGCACAUCAAACCUCGUCUUCACCUACCCCACCGUCCUGGAGCAGGAGUCGCCUGCGUCACCCUCCGAGUCCUGCUCCAAGGCUCACCGCAGAAGCAGUAGCAGUGGGGACCAGUCAUCAGACUCCUUGAACUCCCCCACCCUGCUGGCUCUGUAACCCAGCUCCCGGGGGGUCCUCAUCACUGCCUCCUUCCCAGGGACCGGCACCUUCAAGUGCUCCAGGGCCGUGAGGGCAAGAGGGGGACCCUGCCAGAGAGCUGCCCUGCUCUGGGGAGACCUAGGUGGGAUUUUGCUGGAGGACUUCAGCAAUCUCUUAGAAGUCAUGGGACCUCCUCCCUUGUUCAUCUUGCAAAGCAAAUCCUGUUUCUUGAAAAGCCUUGGAAAACUGGGUUUGGUGGACUCAGGCAUCUCUCCAGCUUCUGAAGAGCCUGCGGCUGGUGUGGACCGUUCCUGUCCCUUUGUUACGCUACGUCUCUGGAGUGAUGGUGUCCUUCCCUGCCCCACCCAGCAUGCUCAGUGCCUUUUGGUUUCACCUUCCCUCUAUUCACCUCUUCCUCCCCCCAGUGUCAAUUUCACUUCCUCUUGGUUUUUAUCAAAUUUGCCAUGACAUUUCAUCUGGGUGGUCUGAAUAUUAAAGCUCUUCGUUUCUGGAGAUGGGCAGCAGGUGACUGACUCUUCUGCUGGGGCUGACUUUCCAGAAGGGGACAGUCAAUGUGCAAUACAGAACCUUCCCUCCCUUGACACUCCCCGGUCCACCGCCAUCUCCAGGACCACCAGCAGGGCUCCCUGAGCUCUCGAGGAGAUGCUGCCAUCACUGGGAGGCUCGGAGGACGCGUCCUCCCCAUCCUCGGACACAACUCUUUGGAGGAGCGGCUUGGCCAGAAGACAGGGUGUGAGUGAGACAGACGGAGCACAGGUUGGGUUUGCCAAAUGUCUAAUUACCAGGCCAGGAAUAGUGCCAACAAGCCACACAGGUGUCCUAGCCAGCUUCCCUUUACCUGGUGUCUUGAGCAGGACGUUUCCUGUAAUUACUGCCUUGCCAUCCUGCCCCUGGACCCUUCUCUCUAGACCAGGGAGGCGUCCCUCCCUAGGAACCACACAUCACUCCAAAGUCCCUAAUGGCUCUGCCCUCCCCCAGUCUGGCUCUCAGGGUGACGCCACCCACGGAGAUUUAAUGAGCGUGGGCCUGGCCCCUCCCCAAGCCUCCAAGGCACUUUUGCUGUGGAUGGAAAGGCAGGGGAGGAAGGAGGGAGGCAGAGUGGUAUUCGCCUCUCGGUGAGCUGCCCGGCCUUUUCUACCUUCUAUGGUCACCUGCUACCUGACGGAGUGCUUUCUUUUUUACAUACUCCUUCCCCCGGAGUGCUCUUCGGGUCCAGCCAGCCAGCUAAGGCUUGGGGCUUACCUGCCAUUCCUGGGGCGGUGUGGUGGGGGGCAGCUGCUGAAAUCAAAGAUGUGUUGCUUCCCACCACGGGAGAGGCGCCCCCCUCCUAUGGGGCUGGGAGUGGGGAGGGAGUCCUCCUCGCCUCCUGCUCCCUGCUCCCACACCUCUGAGCCUUUCUCUCCCUAGGGCUUAGCUCUCUGGCUGAUCUGGGAUGGGCCUCUGCUGGGCUAGUGCUCUGGGGGAGACCCUGCUGUUGUGAUUCCGCUCUAGAGAUCAUUGUAUGAUAAUUUAAAAUUAUAUAGAUAUUAUUUAAAUCAAACCCAGUGGGGGUUAAACUUUUAGACUCGGGAGGGAGAGAGAGCAUGCGAGAGAGCAAGCUGUUUCACGUUGGCUCACUUGCCCCCCUCACACACCCAGGCCUCGAGAGCGCUGGUCCUUACUGACUGCCCAUCCCCCCUCCGUGCAUGAGAAGGGAGCACACCGAAUGGAGCCGAAUGGAGCGUCCCAGCCCGGCCCGGUGCUUAAAAUACCCAGCCCACUCUGACUGCAAGUGACGUGUGAAAGGCUAGGCUACGCAGAGAGAGGAGAUUAAAAGAAAAUACUUUAAAAAUGUUAUUUCCCACAUUCCUUGGCUAUGAGGCUGCCCUCCCGGUUUCCCAGAGGUUCUGGGAGGGGCACUGCUUAGUAUACUGAGCAGUUGAGUUUCUGGCUUCAGAUUAAUCGAAGAAACAGAAGUCAGCCAGGAACAGCAGGAGGUGGGCAAGGAAAACUGGGGGUGCCCUCAGCUCUGAAAGGCUUAAUCAUCUCAAGCGGUAUUUGUGGCCAAUUGGGAGCUAUUUGCUGCUUUUGCAUAUAUAUAUAUAUAUAUAUAUAUAUAUAUAUAUUUCUUAAAUGAAGCUGCUUUGGUGUUUUAUUUCUAAAAGUCCUUUUGUGCCCCACUUUCCUCAACACUGAUCCCAACCAGGGCAGGCCACAGUCUGUGACUCGGGGCCAGGCUGGACAUUUCUGAGAUGGAGCUUGGCUCUGGUUCAGAUUUCAGGCUGUGUUGGCUUUGGGACCAGCGGAAGGCAGGAACUCCACCACCCCGUAGGACUUUAGCAGCUCCUAAGCUGUCCCAUUCAGGACCCUCUGGCUUUGUUCUAGGUCGAGGUUUGGCUUCCCCCAAAGCCAGAGGUUAUUUGGGGAAGGCCGAAUACGCACCCCUAACUCAUGAGCAUGUCCUCCUGACUUCUUCUGGCUUGUUCUCUGAGUUCACGCACACACACCCUUGCUCCAGGAUUACCAGCCACCAGGCCUGCCGCUUUCUCCUCCACAGCUCCCAUUCUAGGAACAGCUGCGGUUGGGGGUGCCUUCGUGCUUGGGCUGGGAACCGCUGGGCCUCCCCUGUGUCCCCAGCCAUGAGGCAGCUGGUGCGGAUUCCAGCUGGGCUGCAGGCAGCUCUGGGACGGCAUAGGGCAGGCCCUCCUUGACAGGCUAGUGUGAACCACACCGUCCUCUCGGCCACCUGGCUGGCCUCUCCGGGACCAGUUCUCCUUCCCGGCUGAGUGGACGGGGACAGCUGCUGACGCAGGAACGAGAGGAGAUCCCAGGUGAAGCUUGCUUGGGCAAUGGCGGAGCCAGCUGUAAGCAGAGAAUUCACGGGGGAAGUUUUCAGAAAGAAAUCAUUGUUCUGCCUGUGAGAAAGGCCAGGUGUGUCCACUGAGGCCAGUCGCACAAGCCUCUCAGCCAGGAGCCCUCAGAGGCUACUGCUUCGUUUUCUCAGGCGUUGAGGAAAAGAGUCUUCUCUCCACUCCUGCUUGGCUCUGCGUCUAAGGGAGGGCUCAGUGGUACAGGUAUUGGAACGUUUCUCCCGUUCCCUUGAUGGACCGACAGUGCUCCUGUAAUCUUACUGUUUACCUUUCCAGUUGGUCUCCUUCCCAAUCAGAUAUCAUACAGCCCCUUUGAGAAGGAAAGGCAUAAGCACCUACUAUGUGCCAGGCACUGUGUUAGGCACUUUUAGAAAUAUACCCUCUUUACGAUGAGACCAAGGGAUGAGGGUAUCCCCUAUUUGAGGCCCCCAUGUAAUGGACAAACAAAAACACUUGAAGGUGAGAAAGUCUUUCUUCAAAGAUCUGAGGCAAGAUUGCCUUCAGCCCGAGGUUUGUUCGCAAAGACCCAUCACCCACAGUAUCCUCCCACCUCCAAACUUCUUAUCCCUCUCCCUCGUGAUGUGCUCCUUUGCACUCCUCAGACGGUUGGAGGGGUAACCUGAGUCCUUAUAGAAAUUGUGGACCAAUAGGAUAGGUGAUGUGUGUAACUUUCUUUUUUAAAACUUAAGUAAAGGGGUCUUGCUACUUUCUGCUUGUCGAGUCCUCUUGGCAUUCAUUUAAAAAGCCAGCAUCUCACUAUUUAUUGACAGGUUGGGUGUGUGUGUGUGUGUGUGUGUGUCUGUGCGCCCUCGUGUGUGUGUGUGUGUACAUUUCCAAGUGUGCCUCCUGUAGCUUUUAAAAAGGAAACUCAGUUGUCCCACUACUAAUUUGACAUCUUCUCACGGUUCUAGUGUUUUGGCCAUACGUCAACAGAGGGAUUUCAUUUUCCAAUGCUGAUGUGUUCAGGAAAGGCUGGGUCAAAUUCUGAGCGGGGGAUGGAUGGGGAGGGAGAGAAGAAAUCGACAUUUAUUUUAUUAUUUAUUUAAAAUGUUUACAUCUUUGUGUUGUACCAAGCCUGAUGAGAAACAGCAUUAAAAUACUCAGUUCCUCUCUCCCUCUCUUUCUUCAUUUUUUUUUUUUGAAAGUUAGGCUAAUGAUGCUUUUUUUGUUUCUAAAAUGAUUUGUGACAUGUGUUGUAUAAACUGUAUAAAAAAGGUUCUGUUUUUAAAGACGGAUGGUCAUUCCUCUGGGGACAGUGGUCACCAAGAAAGUUCUACAUUGUAAGAGAAUACAACGAAAAGAUCCUGCCCUGUUCCUCAAAAAUCAUUUUCUCUGUAUGAUUAAAAGUUUAUUCCAUUUAUUUUAGUUUGUGGUUACUUGAUGUUGAGGAAAAAAUACUCGCCUUUGUAUAAAGAAUAGGUAUCAGGGUGUCUUUUCUGCAGUGAGAGAUGUAUAUAUCGUAUUUUGGUAUAUAGUGGAAAAGCCCAGGCUUUGUGCAUCUGUAUUUGAGAUAUGUCAAUGAUGUGGAGUAAAGUCUGCUAUAAUCCUGGAGGCAAUUAUAGCUCUAUGGGGGAAUUGAACUACCUUUCUGAGAAUCUUCUUUUUCUUCUCUCUCUCUCUCUCUCUUUUUGUAAGUAUUGGUGAAAUGGUCCCGUUGGGAAGGUUACUAAAUAGACCUCUCCUGGCAGGACCCAUGAGCUCAAAAAUCUUUGUAUAGCUUUGAAAAUUGAGGAGUAGCUCUGCUCUGAAGCAUUUCUGGUGGUGUUUUCCGUUGUUUUGUUAUUUUACUGUAAAAUAAGCCUACAGUAUUUGCACUAAAGAAAGCUUGUUAGAAAAAGCUUGCUGCUAUGGAAGAAAGAACAUAUUAAAACUUUUUUUUUUUUUUUUUUUUUUGGUUAGCUUUUCCACUUUCAAUUGAGUAGUUUUUGUAGAAUAAAAUGAAUUAAGAUUGAA
This is a messenger RNA of Lutra lutra (Eurasian river otter), 6647 nucleotides long. It is a transcript of the gene FOSL2, whose product is annotated as FOS like 2, AP-1 transcription factor subunit. Gene Ontology annotation, molecular function: RNA polymerase II cis-regulatory region sequence-specific DNA binding; DNA-binding transcription factor activity, RNA polymerase II-specific. The transcript has 4 exons. The record is from RefSeq and is a predicted model, not a curated record. Bases 865 to 1842 code for a protein of 325 amino acids. NCBI's taxonomy places the organism in Eukaryota, Metazoa, Chordata, Mammalia, Carnivora, Mustelidae. Gene Ontology annotation, cellular component: nucleus. Gene Ontology annotation, biological process: regulation of transcription by RNA polymerase II.